Molecule: messenger RNA, 456 nt
Organism: Cooperia oncophora
Lineage: Eukaryota; Metazoa; Nematoda; Chromadorea; Rhabditida; Trichostrongylidae
Source: the annotation of a GenBank genome assembly
AUGUUGGUUCCAGUCGCUGGGAAGGAGCAUCCUCAGUACGGCCGUCCAAAUAUACUCGCAUUGAAGUAUCUGGACGAAGUUGCACGGAUUAAUCAGUAUAUAAUCCACAAUAUUACUGUACCUGUUGAUAUUGACGGGAAGCACUACGAGGCGGCCUACACUGAUCUUUGCAUGUCGUUUGACUGGGCUUGCUAUCUUAAUGAUCACCUUACAAUGCUAAUGCCUAAGACUCGUUGGGGAAACUUCAGUGGUCCCAUCGCUGAAUUCGCCAGUGACAUCAUCAACAGUGAGGUAAACAUCACCUACCCUAUCGGAUGGAAAGGAUCAGAGCCCAUCUAUUUUGGAGCACUCGUAGGCCGCCCUCAUCUCGUUGAUCGUCAGGGUCACUUUGACCACGCGAUCGCUCUACGGCUUACAUACAAUGUUAGACAGGAAAAGGUAUGCAUGCAGCUGUGA